Messenger RNA from Amphimedon queenslandica, 1359 nucleotides. RefSeq names its product tRNA pseudouridine synthase A, mitochondrial-like. The transcript is spliced from 12 exons. Gene Ontology annotation, biological process: tRNA pseudouridine synthesis; mRNA pseudouridine synthesis. Gene Ontology annotation, cellular component: nucleus. NCBI's taxonomy places the organism in Eukaryota, Metazoa, Porifera, Demospongiae, Haplosclerida, Niphatidae. The record is from RefSeq and is a predicted model, not a curated record. Bases 25 to 1344 code for a protein of 439 amino acids. Gene Ontology annotation, molecular function: pseudouridine synthase activity; RNA binding.
AAUUAAUUAAUUAGUUAAUUAAUUAUGCUAAUAUUAAGAAAAGCAUGGAGACACAUUGUUAAGUGGAGAGAGAAGAUUCCAAUAAUGGCUGAAUCCCUUGAACCUCCAGCAAAAAGAAUAAAAACACAAGAAGAAGAACAAGCAGAAGGCAAUGGAGUUGAAGAGAAUAAAUCAUUAUUGAAAAGACGAAAGUGUGCACUAGUCAUAGCUUAUUGUGGUAAAGGGUACAUGGGGAUGCAAAUGAACCCAGGAGUCCCUACUAUUGAAGGAGAGCUCAUGACUGCACUGUGGAAAGCAGGAGCAAUAUCUGAGGCUCAUAAAGACAGUCAGAACAAGCUCGGCUUUCAACGCUGUGGAAGAACUGACAAAGGAGUGUCAGCUGCAAGACAAGUAGUGUCACUAAAGAUGGUACCUCAUCAGUCCAUGGUCUCAGCUAUUAAUGAGCACCUCCCAGAACAAAUCAGAAUUAUUGGUUUGAAGAGGGUUUCUAAAAGUUUCAAUAGUAAGAAUGCCUGCACUUCAAGACUAUAUGAGUACUUGCUACCAACUUAUGUGUUUGCUCCUUUUAAAGCUACUAAUAUGGAUUACAGGAUUACUGCUACUGAAAUAAAUAGGAUACAAGCUUUAUUAAAUAUGUAUAAAGGCACUCACAAGUUUCACAACUUCACUUCUGGAAAAAAACCAACUGAUCCCAGUUGCCAUAGAUAUAUUAUGUCCUUUGUGAUUGGUUCACCAUUUGUUAAGAAUGAUCUUGAGUUUGUAUCACUGAAUGUUGAAGGACAGAGCUUCAUGAUUCAUCAGAUCAGGAAGAUGAUCGGAUUGGUCAUUGCAGUUGUCAGAGGCUACAUGAAUGACGACGCUAUAACUCAAGCAUUUGAACCACCUCAGACUGACAUACCUCGGGCUCCUGCUCUUGGCCUGUUUCUUGAUCAAGUUUAUUAUAAAUCUUAUAAUCGUCGUUUCGGAGAUGAUGGGGUCCACGAGAAGCUUGAAUGGACUGAAUAUGAAGAUACUGUCAGUCGUUUCAAAGAUGAAUAUAUUUACAGACACAUCAUAGAGACUGAACUCAGGGAACACGUAUUUCUCCAUUGGUUACACACAUUGCAACUUCACGAUUUCUAUAAGAGCAGACAAGAUCAAUCAACAACUCAUACCCAUGCCACUGAAGCUGAUUCUCAUACCGCUGAAGCUGAUACCCUUACCACUGAAGCUGAUUCUCAUACCGCUGAAGCUGAUACCCAUACUACUGAAGCUGAUUUGCAUACCACUGAAGCAGGAGAAAGUACUGAAGACCAGACUGAUGCUAAAACUAUUGCUGUGGCAGAUUCAGAAUCAAAAAUUUAAAAUUUACACAGAAAA